GCGUUGCUGCCACGACGGUAUUCAUAUUCCAUAUUUACUGUCCUGUCUUCGAAUCCGGCAACUUCUUUUAUUACCGGGAAAGGGGGUGUCAGAUUUAUCGUCAAUAAUACUCUCGUUAAUAAAGAUGACGAAAAAGAUUUAAAUGCGAAGAAAACUUAUCGCUAAUCAAUAAACAAAUGACUGAUUUAAAAAAAAAGAAUUCCGUGUAUUUAAAAUAAAAUUAAUUUGAAAUUAGAAUUCUUAGCCAAACAAAAAUUAUUUUGAUUUGAAAUGGCCAAUACUGCAGAACGGAAAUUUCAUAGGUUAAACCUAUAAUAAUCCGAGGGCUUUAUUAUAUCUUCUGUCGGACAUACAGACAACAUAUUUUCAGCAGAAUGUAUAAAUUUUGGAGCCGCCUGCUAGCUCUGUUCUUCAACAGGCUCCCCGUUCAGUUAAAUUCAAAUUCAUUUUCAGUGCUUUCCAUUUUUGCAGUAAUAUUAAAAGUAACUUGUUAUCAAUAUGUUCCCAUAAAUAGCCAUAGAUGACUUAAUAUUACCAAGCUCUGGGGUAAACAAUUUUAUUAAGCAUAAUUCAGGCAUGUUGUUAAAAGCCGUGCCUUUUUAUUUAACAAAAAGGCAAGGCAUCCAAAUAAUUGUCAUUGGACUGUUUUGUAGGUACAUCGGAACCGGUCACAUCUAACGUGUCUUGGACUUGGAGUCCUCAGCAAAUAGUGGCCGGCACUGAAGCGGUCACCGUGUGGGCUGUCGGCGACACCACAGGACCUUUGCUUGCCGAGGCGGACGCGCUGGUGGCGCUGCCGCGCGGCUGCGGCGAGCAGAACAUGGCGCGCCUCGCCACCAACCUGCUGGCGCUGCGCCUGCUGCACCCGCACGCGCCCGCCGCGGCGGCGGCCAGGGACCACGUCGCCAGGGGGUUCACGCGGCAGCUGCAGUACGUGCACCCGGCGGGCGGCAUCAGUGCGUUCGGUGCCGCGGACCCUUCCCCCUCCACUUGGCUCACGGCUUUCUGCCUAAGAUACCUGAGAAAGGCUUACCAGGUUAUACAUUUUUACUAUAUCAAAUAUAUUAUUAUUUUAAGAUAAUUAAAGACCAUUACUUUUAUAAAUUUUUCGUGUUUUUUGAAGUCAAGACUUCUAUAUACUUGUGAUUUGAAACUAGAUGAAAUGAAAAAGCGACACUAAAAAUAAACUGACAUAAUACAUCUUUAGGAUUUACCCUAAGAGAGUAUGAGAUAUAAUACAGUAUACAGUGUUUGUUAUAGUCUAAAUAUUUGGUUAAAUUCCAUCUAUUGAACAACGUAGGAACUUUUACGCUAUGUGCUAUAUGGCAGAUAUGUACAUAGCUUCAACUAUUUUAUCGACAGACGGCAUUUUUUUAAACUACUCAGAAAACUUGCCCCAUGUGGGGAAAAACUCAUUUGUUACACAAAAAUGGACGUUGAAAUCGUUUAUUGAUCUUAAAAUAUUUUGACAUUAGUACACUGACCUCUAUAUAUAUUUUCUUCACUGAAUUCUUCUCCUGCCGUCGCCGAAUCAUUACUUAAACAAAAUGUAAAUGUGUGUACAAAGAAUUUUACAUUUCAUAAAGUGUCAUCAAAAGAUAUUGUAAAAUAUUUUAAAACUAUUGAUGUUAAGAAAACUGCGGAUCUGUGGGGGAUUUCCGUUAAAGUUAUUGCGUCUAUAAUAGAUACAAUCGCGCCUCAUUUAGCUAUUAUUUUUAAUACUAGUAUCGAAUCUGGUGUGUUUCCUGAUUUAAUGAAGCAUAGUAAAGUAAUACCUUUAUUUAAAUCUGGUAGUACAUUAGACCCCGCAAAUUUUAGACCUAUUUCUGUACUACCAACACUUAGUAAGAUUUUUGAAAAAAUUGUUCUUGAUCAAAUGUUAAAUUUUUUUAAUAUAAAUAAUUUACUUCAUAAAAAUCAAUUUGGUUUCACAAGGGGUCGCUCGACAACUGAUGCCGGUGUUGAGCUGAUUAAAUAUAUCUUUAAUGCAUGGGAGAAUUCACAGGAUGCUUUGGGUAUAUUUUGUGACCUAUCCAAGGCCUUCGAUUGUGUUCACCAUGAAACAUUAAUCAGGAAACUUCAACACUACGGUGUAAGAAGUGAUGCCCUUAAAUUAAUUAUUUCAUAUUUAAGUAAGAGAACGCAAAAAGUUGUCAUUAACAAUAUGAGCUCUUCCGGAUCGAUGGUACAAAUGGGCGUGCCUCAAGGCUCAAUUCUCGGCCCCUUUCUGUUUCUUGUAUACAUUAAUGACUUACCUUACAUAGUAGGGGAUAACCAUGAUAUAGUAUUAUUUGCAGAUGACACUUCUUUAAUUUUCAAAUUAAGUCGACAGUUACUAAAAUAUGACGAAGUAAAUAAUGCUAUCUCUAAAUUAGUAAAUUGGUUCGAUGUUAAUAAUUUGCAUUUAAAUGGCACUAAAACAAAAUGUAUGAAAUUCGUGACUCCAAAUGUCAAACAAUUAAAUACUAAUGUAAUUUUAAAUGGGGAGAAACUGAGUCUUGUAGAUACCACCAUUUGUCUUGGAAUUACACUAGACGCGAAGCUUCAAUGGAGCCCCCAUAUAUCAAAACUAUCAAGCAGACUUAGUUCUGCAGCAUAUGCUGUAAAAAAGAUUAGAAGUCUAACCAGUGUUGAAACAGCUAGACUAGUUUACUUCAGCUACUUCCAUAGCAUAAUGUCGUAUGGUAUUUUGCUAUGGGGACACGCAGCUGACACUGAAAUUAUAUUUGUUUUGCAGAAGAGGGCCAUAAGAGCAAUUUAUGAUUUAAAGCCUAAAGAGUCGCUGCGACAAAAAUUUAAGGAAAUUAAUAUAUUAACUUUGGCCUCUCAAUACAUUUAUGAAAAUGUAAUGUACGUACAC
Messenger RNA from Parnassius mnemosyne (clouded apollo), 2860 nucleotides. Lineage: Eukaryota; Metazoa; Arthropoda; Insecta; Lepidoptera; Papilionidae. The record is from the annotation of a GenBank genome assembly.